Messenger RNA from Phanerochaete carnosa HHB-10118-sp, 435 nucleotides. RefSeq lists its product as uncharacterized. The record is from RefSeq and is a predicted model, not a curated record. The transcript has 3 exons. Lineage: Eukaryota; Fungi; Basidiomycota; Agaricomycetes; Polyporales; Phanerochaetaceae. The coding region runs from base 1 to 435 and encodes 144 amino acids.
AUGUUUUCGCUGCCCACGAACGGCUCGACAAACGAGAGUUACGAUGGGGCGCCCUUGUUCCAGAUGCAGGACGAUGCGGGAGAACUAGCAGAGCUAAUUGGUGCACUAUAUGAUCUUAAGUUGCCACCCAUGCGUCUUCUCGACCCGCAAAACCCAGAGCGAGCAAGCGCAGCCUUGAAACUUGCCAAGAAAUACGAAGUCGGCUCCAUCUGUGCACGAAUCAAAUGCACCAAGCUCCGCGCGAUGUUUGUCAUCGCUGUCCCAAUCAACGUCGACAUCGGUCCCUUUAUUCCCGAACCAGCAUCCGCCAUACGCUUCGCCCGGGAGUUCAACGUCCCGUCUAUCUUGCCGGCGGCGUUCUACACCCUGGCCCUGACUGACGUGCAGCGGAACUGGGACAGCGCCGAUUACCGACCAUUCCACGCCGCACGUUGA